Molecule: messenger RNA, 1500 nt
Organism: Owenia fusiformis
Lineage: Eukaryota; Metazoa; Annelida; Polychaeta; Sabellida; Oweniidae
Source: the annotation of a GenBank genome assembly
CGCAAGAUUUGAUUGACAAAUAGGAAGAUGAAAUGCUAAAGGGUGUCCCAUACCCUCUGAUGUUGAUAUAUAUACACCAAGAAUACAGAAGAAGGGGAACCAAGAAGCCAAAGACCAUCAAUGAUCUAUGUAUAUAAUUAGCGACAAUUGCAGGGAGUCUAGACUGGGGGCUCCAUAAAGUCAACUACUACUGUGCCAAAACGUUUGAUGACGGUAGCAAAGACUGCAGUUGUCCACACACGCAUUCACAACCUUACAAGCUGGCAGUCACAGGCUAUACGAGUCAUACAUCUAUUUUCUCGGGAGUAAUUUCAAGAAAAAUACUGUCACUUGUGUCGCACCACGGAAAGCGACGUCAAUUUCCGCUUAUGUGAUGAAGUCAAAGAAUUUCGAACCAGAGAGCGAGACAUGUUAACCAAUCAACGAUGUAUAAAAUGAAACACCAGGAAGUCGUGUCGGAAGGUUUGGUAACAUCCAUCCCUAAAGAUUUACAAGUGCUUAAGAUUGAUAUGGAGGUACUCUCGCCACAGCAAUCAUUGACAAAAGCCGAUGUAGGUGCUUCAAAUGGGAGCAUUCCCAAAGAAGAAGGCAGUCAAUUUUCGAACCUACCCUGUCGCCAUUGGAGGAGCGACGUCCAAUCCUCUACAAAUGGAAUGGCCUUCCACUACAGAUGCCACCAAGAAGGCACACCAAUAUUCUUGGAUUGAGGAACUAAAAUUACCUACGGGGGAUGCCACCAAGAAGGCACACCAAUAUUCUUGGACUGAAGAACAACCUUAUCCGGAUGAUGCCCCCAAGAAGGCACACCAAUAUUCUUGGACUGAGGAACCACAAUUACCUACGGGGGAUGCCACCAAGAAGGCACACCAAUAUUCUUGGCCCGGGGAACAACAAUUACCUACGGGGGAUGCCACCAAGAAGGCACACCAAUAUUCUUGGCCCGGGGAACAACAAUUACCUACGGGGGAUGCCACCAAGAAGGCACACCAAUAUUCUUGGACUGAGGAACAACAAUUACCUACGGGGGAUGCCAUCAAGAAGGCACACCAAUAUUCUUGGCCUGAGGAACGACGGUUACCUACAGGGGAUGCCCACAAGGAGGCACAACAAUAUCCUUGGAGGGAGGAACGACGAUUUCCUACUACAGAGGCCAAUAAGGAGGCGAAUCAAUAUCCUUUAAGUGACAGACAACAGAACAAAGAGGAGAUGCAAUACCCUUGGUCUGACAAACGAUGGUUUACAGAAGUGCUAUCCAAACUUGAAGUACCAAACACAAAUGAGCGUAUUGAGAAGCGAAAGGCCAAGAAACCGGCUGAAUAAAAUGGAUCGACAUCGUGGCAAGACUUCAAAUGCCACUUCGAAAUGGUCUCAGCAUCUAAUAAUUGGGAUGAAACAAUAAAGGCCCUUGAACUGGCAACCACUUUAAGAGGACUGGCAUUGGGUAUAUUGUCUGAUAUAAGCGAAGCAGAUAGACGCGACUAUGAGAAACUUUGUUCAGCC